Messenger RNA from Calliphora vicina (urban bluebottle blowfly), 1400 nucleotides. RefSeq lists its product as uncharacterized. The transcript is spliced from 7 exons. The record is from RefSeq and is a predicted model, not a curated record. Lineage: Eukaryota; Metazoa; Arthropoda; Insecta; Diptera; Calliphoridae. Gene Ontology annotation, molecular function: phosphoric diester hydrolase activity. Bases 1 to 1353 code for a protein of 450 amino acids. Gene Ontology annotation, biological process: lipid metabolic process.
AUGCUGCAUACGUAUUACAAAAUUAUAAUUUUAAUUUAUAUAUCGAACUAUAAUUUAAUACAAGCUUGUCCUAUUUAUCUAACGAUCGGUUUGGAUGGCAGCAAUUAUCAAGAAUCAACUUUACAUUUAAAUUGGGCCUCUGAUUGUUAUAUACGCCCUGAAUGGUAUGGCAUCUAUAAUGAGGAACCCUCGACCAGCCUACUGCAGCCUUUCAUACGUCUCUACAAUAUCAGCAAUGCAACAUUUCAAUUGUCAAUUAAGCAAAAAAUUGGAAAACUAAAAUUUCCCAAAGGUUGGAAUCGCAACGAUGCCGAUGUACAGCCAGUUCACUAUUCAAAGAGUAAAUGUUUGGACUACUAUGUGGCCAGUUUUCAAUACAAUGAACUUUUGUCGGUGGAGUGUCUUAAAAUCUAUCCUACUUGGAUGACCAAACAAAGUGAUAUUGUUAAAAUGCAACUAAAGGAACUUUUUAUACCAGGAACUCAUGCUUCCGGUGCGUAUCUUACUAAUUAUGGUGCCACAAAAUCGCUUUUUAUAAGGGAACACGCUAUUUCUCAAUAUUUUGAUGUCUGGUCUCAAUUGGUAUUUGGCAUACGUUAUUUGGAUUUGAGUAUUGGCUAUAAACCCGUCGAUUUAUAUGACACACAAAAUCCCGAAAACUUUUGGAUUGUCAACGAAAAUAUGUUCAUCAAUCAGUUGCGUUUCGUUCUCAAGGAUGUUCGUAGAUUUGUUACCAUUUCCGGAGAAGUUGUUAUACUGGAUUUCAGCUCAUUUCCUAUAGGUUUCUACAAACAUCCCGAAAGACAUACUGGACUAUUGCAUUUGAUUUCCAAUGAAUUGGGUCAUUUGGCAUUUCAGCGCAGUGAUAGAAACGUGCCAUGUUACGAUUUAACAAUUGAGCAAAUAAUUGCAACCAAUGGAACGAUUUUGAUAUUGUAUCCAUUGGAAGAAUUGCCACAUCCAGAAAAUGAAUCUCCGAUUUUAUGCUCACCCUGGAAACGUUUCUCAACUGGUUUCAUGAAUACCUCUCAGGCUCUGGACUAUAUGCGUCUUCUAUUUAGCAAAAAGAAAACCUCACCGGUACAAGAUGAAGGUUGGAUAUUUAAUGCCAUUAAAAGUAUGGAACAAUCAUUGAACACCAAUAAGUUACAAACGGCCAAAGAAAGAGCCUCACAUAUCAAUACAAAAGUAUCGAAUUGGCUUAGAGGUCCCUGGGGCACAACGGCAAAUAUUGUGGCUCUGGACUAUUUUAGCAGCACCAAUAUAAUAGAUGUGGCCAUUUAUGUGAAUAUACAAAAGGCAUUUUUAAAAUUAAAUAAGGAGUUUGUUAAAUUUGAAAUAACGGAAAAAUAAAAUUAAAAUUGAUAUGAUGGAAAUCGAUUUUGAAAACGAAAACGAAA